Doryrhamphus excisus (bluestripe pipefish) is the source of this 4176-nucleotide messenger RNA. RefSeq names its product protein tyrosine phosphatase non-receptor type 11b (gene ptpn11b). Gene Ontology annotation, cellular component: cytoplasm. Gene Ontology annotation, biological process: positive regulation of ERK1 and ERK2 cascade; protein dephosphorylation. Lineage: Eukaryota; Metazoa; Chordata; Actinopteri; Syngnathiformes; Syngnathidae. Gene Ontology annotation, molecular function: receptor tyrosine kinase binding; non-membrane spanning protein tyrosine phosphatase activity; cell adhesion molecule binding. The record is from RefSeq and is a predicted model, not a curated record.
GUUUCUCAGUGUCUUGUUCUGUGUAACCUGGUAACACCCACCCCAAACUUGCCCCCUGACAGUCCCAGUUUUUAUAUACUACCUUUGCCCCGCACUAGUCUAAUAGUACUGGAUUACAAAAGUCCGUGGCUGCAGAAGGAAGGAGGCUUGUGGAAGGCUUCAACCAGAAUGGUGAGGUGGUUUCACCCUAACAUUACCGGAAUCGAAGCAGAGCAGCUCCUGUUGACCCGGGGUGUCCACGGCAGUUUCCUGGCCCGGCCCAGCAAGAGCAAUCCAGGGGAUUUCACCCUCUCUGUCAGGCGCAACGAUGAGGUGACCCACAUCAAGAUCCAGAACUCGGGCGACUACUACGACCUGUACGGGGGCGAGAAGUUUGCCACGCUAGCCGAGCUGGUGCAGUACUACACAGAACAACAGGACCUGCUGCGUGAGAGGAACGGCCAUGUCAUCGAGCUCAAGUACCCGCUGAACUGCAAAGACCCCACAUCUGAGAGAUGGUUCCACGGACACUUGUCGGGCCGAGAUGCUGAGAAGCUGCUCACGGACAAAGGCAAGGUCGGCAGCUUCCUGGUGCGGGAAAGCCAAAGCAAACCUGGCGACUUUGUCCUGUCUGUUCUCACUCACGAGGAGAAGCACGACAACGUGGAACGCAAGACCAAGGUCACCCACGUGAUGAUCCGCUACCAGCAGGAUGGGAAAUACGACGUGGGCGGCGGCGAAAGGUUUGACACUCUGGCUGACCUGGUGGAUCACUAUAAGAAGAACCCUAUGGUGGAGAAGAGUGGCAUUGUAGUGCACCUCAAACAGCCUUUUAACGCCACAAGGAUAAACGCGGCCAACAUUGAGAAUCGAGUACGAGAGCUCAACAAGGUAGCAGACAACUCCGAGAAACCCAAGCAAGGAUUUUGGGAAGAAUUUGAGGUACUUCAGCAACAGGAGUGCAAGCUGCUGUAUCCCCGGAAGGAAGGCAUGAAACCAGAAAACAAGAGCAAAAACAGAUACAAGAAUAUCCUCCCGUUUGACAACACUCGGGUUGAAAUCAGGGACACGGAUCCCGAAGUUCCUGGUUCAGAUUACAUUAAUGCCAACUAUAUUAGAGUGACCGGAAAGCAUGAGGGCUCACAUGAAGAGGGGCGGCAUAUAGAAGAAAGCAAAGUCUUCAUCGCCACCCAAGGAUGCCUUCAGACCACGGUGAAUGACUUCUGGAAGAUGGUGCAUCAGGAGAACACGCACGUCAUCGUCAUGACCACAAAGGAGAUGGAGAGAGGGCGGAACAAGUGUGUGCGUUACUGGCCCAAGCUGCACGCCACCAUGGAGUUUGGGAGGGUCCAGGUGAAGAACUUGGAGGAGCGCACGGCGCAGGACUACAUCCUGAGGAAGCUGGAGGUGACCCGUCUGGAUCGGAGGGAACCUCUGAGGUACAUUUGGCACUACCAGUACCUAAGCUGGCCAGAUCACGGUGUUCCCAACGAGCCAGGAGGCGUCCUCUGGUUUCUCGAGGAGAUCAACCGAACCCAGGGCACAGUUCCGGAAUCUGGACCCAUUGUCGUUCACUGCAGUGCAGGCAUUGGGAGGACAGGCACCAUUAUCGUCAUUGACAUCCUCAUCGAUGUCAUUAACCGCCAAGGACUAGACUGUGACAUCGACAUCCCAAAGACCAUUCAGAGGGUACGGCAGCAGAGGUCCGGUAUGGUGCAGACUGAGGCCCAGUACAAAUUCAUCUACAUGGCAGUGCAGCAGUACAUAGACACAGCCCAGAAGAGACUGGAGGAAGAGCAGAGGAAUAAAGUGAAAGAGAGAGAGUACUCCAACAUCAAAUAUCCUCCGAUGGCUAACUCCAGGUCCAUGCUCAACAUGGCAUCCUCACGUUCUUCAUCUGUCAUGACCAAUGACGAUUCAUCGGGUGUAUACGAGAACAUCAACUUUAAAAGCCCUCAGACAUCAUUCAGCAGCAACACCAGGAGGUAAAAGCAGUGCUGCGAUGGCCCCUCCCCCCCACCUGUUCUCUGCCUGCUUAUCUCGGGGAGGCAUCUCCUCAUUUGAAGCCGACAAUCCCUCCUUCCAGCACGAGUUCAACGGGAUCGCGGCUCUCUGCCUGAACCCCCGCCAUGGUGCACCUUGCCAGAAUGAGCGCACCCAGCAGGUCUUCUCCAGCUUGGACCCCCGCUAUCUCAGGAGCUAAUCCUACGAAGGACUGAGCACACCGCCACCACCUCGCCCUGUUAGCUACAGCUCUGCUGCCGCCUCUUCUGUUCAUCAGUGAAAGUGCCUUGUUGCCAGUCAUGGAGCUGUUCCAUCUCUGCGCUUAUGUCUGCUUGAGUUGAGUGGGAUGGAUGUUGAACCAGGGGUCAUGACACUACAAGGAUGCAGGAUCGGAGACAAGAGGAGGUCAAAGCAAGGUCGAAUGACAAGACAUCCUGAUGUAAGGUUGUAUUCUAUUCCCAAAAAACAUCUUUUGCAAAAAGACGAGAAUAUGGGCACCACAUCAUUGUGGUGUCUUCUUCUAUUGUUUCUUUUUAAGAUUAUUUUCCCAGUCAAGCACAUUGAAUUUGUAGUGGUCACAUUAACAGUAAGCUAAGUAGUAUAUGAAAAUGGAUGAAGUAAUUUUAUGAGAAUAAAGUCCUAAUUUUUCCAAAAAAUAAUUUUGAAAGAAAUAAUACAGUAUGGGGAUUUUUUUAUGACAGUUAUAUUAGAUAGAUAGAUAGAUAGAUAGAUAGAUAGAUAGAUAGAUAGAUAGAUAGAUAGAUAGAUAGAUAGAUAGAUAGAUAGAUAGAUAGAUAGAUAGAUAGUGGUGAAUAAUUAGAUUACAUCAAAUAUGAACAACAAUGUACAGUGUAAACAGUAAAUUGCACAAAUAAUUUGAAUAAUUUUGAAUAAAUAAUAAUAAUUUCAAGUUUUUAAAGUAUUACAAGGCAAAACAAAUUUCUAAUACCCAAAAAUGUCCUGAUUUUAGGAGAAUAGUUCAUGGUAAUUAUAAUAUGACAAAGAUAUCAUAUGAGGACUAAAGUAGUAAUUUAUAUGAAUGAAGUUAUACAGGAAGAAAGUUGUACUACAAGAAAAUAAUGAAUGAAAAAUUGCCAAUAUAUUAUAUAGUAAAAUCACAUCCAAAAUGCCAAUUUAUUAUUGUAAAACCCCAACUUUUUUUCUUGUAAUCAUUAUAUAAUUAGCUUCUUGCCUAUAUGCACCUAUGUGGUAAUUACCACCUUGUCCAGCAGGUGGAGUAGUUCCACUCUUCCAUCCCCUUCUGUAUUGGAACGUAUGAGGCCAUUCACUAUCCACGUUUGGUGUCAUAAUAACAGCCAAUAACAGACAGACGGUACAUCAAAUAGUAGCGGGAUGUUGAGGAUUCCUGAAUGAGAUCGGUGGACUUUGUUUGACUUGUAGUCCUUGUUAAUCAUCUGGAUCUGAUGUGCUUCAACAUCUGCUCACAAAGCAGACAAGGAAGAGGAAAUGUGGAGCGAUUAUAGUGGACCAGAUGGCCAUGUGCCCGAGAUUGAAGAAUAGAUUUGUCUCCAAAAAAGUAAUUUCGACCCACAAGGGGGGAUGUAAUCCAGGCUUGAUGACAGCGCUGUGAGCACGUAGAGACCACGUCACUGACGCCAUAAGUAAGAACACUAGUUUGAAUUUUAGUCUCCGUUUUCAUCACCAAAAGGCAAAUGGUGCUGACACCAGAUACUGAUCAAUUAUUCAAAUUUGACUGAAUUAUUUUCGCGUGCUACAUUCACGGUCAUCUUGUCACAUUUUUUUCCUCUGUGUGGUGUACUUUUUAAUGCCAUUGAUACUUAUCUAUGUGUGUUUCCCCCUCUAUAUUAUGGCUUGUGUUCCUGUAUUUAUGUCACUUUUUAUUUUCACUUUGUCUCCUAUGCUAAAUUGUAAUAUCAAUACUUGAAAGUGUGAAACUGCUGAAUUGUAGUAUGAUUGUGGUUUGUUAGAAGUAUUACUAUGAUUAUGACUGGAGGUUUGCAGUGAUUCUCCUCUCACCGUGUAUGUACUUACUUCCUUCUCAGAUGGCUUCUGCUUAGAUGCCUUCUUUGCUGUACAGGCCAGACUACCUACAGUACCUCCAGUACUUCCAGUACUUACCAGUACUUACCCGCAGAUGCAAUCAGCUUCCGCUAAUGGAAACCACGUGGUUUGUUACAAUAAACACACACAUACGCUGACUCAUGCUAUUCA